Moesziomyces antarcticus is the source of this 759-nucleotide messenger RNA. RefSeq lists its product as uncharacterized. Bases 1 to 759 code for a protein of 252 amino acids. Gene Ontology annotation, cellular component: membrane. The transcript has a single exon. The record is from RefSeq and is a predicted model, not a curated record. NCBI's taxonomy places the organism in Eukaryota, Fungi, Basidiomycota, Ustilaginomycetes, Ustilaginales, Ustilaginaceae. Gene Ontology annotation, biological process: mitochondrial respiratory chain complex I assembly.
AUGAGCCUGCUACAAUCCAUCGCACGAACGCUGCGCAUCGGCAAGGCACGCUACAUCGUGGGCCACGAUCUGGUGGGAAAUGCCUACCUCGAGCUGCCGUCGCUCUCGGGCUCGUUGGAUCCGCGCCAUACCCGCCGCUCGAUCCAGUGGAAGGAGAAAAGGGAGAUGGGCGACUACGACCAGCGCUCCAUCCCCGUGCAGUGGGUCAUGUGGCUGCGCCAUACGCGCCGCGAUCCGCCCAGCAUCGAGGAGCUCGCACGCGACCGCCAGCGCAUCCUCACCACCCAGGCCAACGCCGCCCGUCUCGCACUCGAAGACCAGCAGCGCAGGCAAAACGAACAGCAGGCGCGAAUCGAGGAGCACGAAAGCGCAAAACAGCGCGCCCAGACCCUCCUACACUCCAACUCGGCCAUGCCCACCGCUACCGUCCUGGAUGCCGAGGUGGAACAGCAAGCAGCGAGUCGCAUCGUAAGCGAACAGCCGCCGCCACAGCGAAGCGAUCAGCCGCUACAGCAGGAGAGGAGACCCGACGACGACGUCUGGGCUGCAAGUCGCGCUCGUCUCGCCGCCAAAGGUCAGCUCGACCCAGAUACGCAAUCCGAACCACAACCAUCAGCCGAUCUGCAAGACGCAAUGAACCGCAGAGCCGCAAGACGAGCCGAACGCACCAACGACGACGCAGAACGCGAGCGCGCACGUCGCGAGAUGUCCAAAUCGCCGCUGGAUGCCUUUGUACCCAUGCCCAAGUCGCGCCGAUAG